This is a messenger RNA of Anopheles maculipalpis, 4908 nucleotides long. RefSeq lists its product as uncharacterized. The coding region runs from base 1 to 4908 and encodes 1635 amino acids. The transcript is spliced from 8 exons. NCBI's taxonomy places the organism in Eukaryota, Metazoa, Arthropoda, Insecta, Diptera, Culicidae. Gene Ontology annotation, biological process: DNA replication; double-strand break repair via homologous recombination. Gene Ontology annotation, cellular component: nucleus; chromosome; cytoplasm. The record is from RefSeq and is a predicted model, not a curated record. Gene Ontology annotation, molecular function: zinc ion binding; ATP binding; four-way junction helicase activity.
AUGGAGGAUCAGGUGUUUCGGGCCAAAUACCAAAAGUGCAAGUAUCGUGUGAAGCAGUGGGAAAAAGAGUUUAAGAAAAAACAUGGCCGUAUUCCGUCGAAGCUCGAUAUACGCGACUCACCGAGUGAGAUUAAAAAUUCGUACAAAAUGUACUACCAGCUGAAAACAACUCUGCUGAAAAACACGCUGCUGGAAGCAUUGGACGAUGAUGAAGAUUUCGAUGGGUCAUUAAUGUCCCAAGAGUCGAGUUUUUCACAAGAACCGAGCGACAUCUCGGGGAUGCUAUCGUCCGGUACAAUCUUGAAUGAUGUUGCCCUUGCCGACACGAGCUCGUCGAUGAGCAGCUUGCUAACGAAACCGAUUGCCGGCGUACGGUCCGAUUCAACGUUCGAGGCGGAAAAACUCCAACAGCACAAUUUAAUCGCUUGGCAGGGUGAGAAAAGUCGCAAAAGUGUUCAAACUGCCAAAAAAGCAGUAGAAGCAACUGAAACACCCAAACCGGUAACACUGAAAGGGAUGCAGCUCAUCCAUCAACAGAGCUUACUAAUUCCUAAACGUAAUCCGCGUAAAUCACUUUCACGCAAUUCCUUUGGACUUGCGUCGCAAGGCAGCUCACAAGCGGUGAGUGGAAGUGGAAGCAAAACGGUUCUUCCGGAUUUGGAAACUUUACUCACAGCUAAAUCGAAGGAGUUGGAGUUUAAAGUGGAAUCAAAAGUGGAGGAAAAACUGGCCGCUCCACCAUUGGUACCAACGACAAGCGAACCAAUCAAUCAGCUAGAUGAACGAUGGUUAAAUCGGCUAUCGGGAGGAUCGACAGAAAAUAGUAAACCUGGUACCACGAAUACUGCCAGCGAGCGACCUACCAACUUUGGACUGAGAAAUAUAAAUGUUGCCUCACUCGCAUCGGCCACAAGCUUCGGUAUGUCUUCGUUAAGCGUUGCCGAUGAUAGCGUUGUAAAAAAAUCACCCAAAGCGUCGCCAAUGCAGCCCGGGAUCGAAAACACGGCGUACGAUGUCCCGGUGCAGUCGGAUUCGGACGGAGUGAUAGAAAACUCGGAAGACGAAUCAACGAAAACUUCCCCCGGCAUGAUGCACAUUGCUAAGAAGCGUAAAAUUUUCACUUCCAUCAAUCGAAGUCCGGAAGAUCGUGUGGAAAGUAAGGUAAAGCCUACUUCUGAACCGGAACAAGUACUGGCGGAUAAAGGAAAGGAUGUAGAAAAUCGGGACCCGUCGGAAGAUCUCCCUAAGAUUGCGGAAAUAGUUAGAAAAAAGCGAGAGGUGAAUGAAAAACCUCCAAAAACUAGUAAGAAAAAAGUUAUCAAACGACUUACAGACAAAACUAAAUCUCCCGUUGUGCCACGGGUUUUACCAAAACGCACAAACACUGGGAAAAGAUCUACCUACAGAGAACCGACUUUGGAAGGCAUGGGAGAAGAACCGGAGCCAGCGUUUUCUUCUGAUGAUGAAUAUAAAGAUCCAGACUAUAAAGAACAGCUCAAAAAGAAUGAAGAAUCGUUCCACGCAGAUAACGAUGAGGCGGAUCAGGAAGAGCCAAUGAAAAAACCUUCUCCACGUCCUAAAAAAGGGAAUGCCACGCGUUCCGUUGGGCCGAAAAAACAGCCCAUAAAAAGGGGACGACGGACAGUCAAAAGCUCGACGGUCGUUUCACCCAAGCUUAGUCCCGGUUCAUCAAAACCUGUCGGUAAAGCAAGAAAGGCAAAAAAGUCAACUCAACGUAAGAUCGAUGUAGAGGAAGAGGAGGUCCCGUCCGUAGAAGAACCGCAAGAAUACGUACCUGAGUUUGGACUUGACCGGUUGAAAAGUAUUCCCCGUAUCGACAUUAAAGAGCUUGUGCGUGACACGCAAAUUGCGAAUAAUUUCAUUACUGGGGCCUCGGAUGGCACCGGAGAAGGAGCCCCCGGAAGCAGCAACGGAGCAAACUUGGCUAGCGGAAAGGAUAAGGCACUGCGCAAAAAGAUGGCUGCCGGUAAGCUGAACGAAAAUUUCGUCCGCAUCGACAUCCGGAAGAAAGUGUUUGUAAAGGGCAAGAAAACGAUCAACUACAGCCGGUACAAGAAAUCGCAAUGGAAGGCAAAGAAAGCUGCUGCCCUGAGCGGGCCCGAUAUGGAUAUGCGGGGCUGUGAUGGAGGCGUACUGACCUGCUUCCAGUGUGGCGGUACGGGUCAUAUGGCGUUUCAGUGUAAAAAGCAGGCAGAAGAUAAGUUGCUCCCGUACGAUGCCGAUACGAUCGAAGAGUCAUCGUUUCCCACGCUUGAGGAGGCGGAAGCGAUGGUCAAAUCACAAACGGUAGUAGUACAUUCGAAACGGAUCGAAAAUCUUCCACCCGUUGCUAACCCUACCUGGAAGGAACAGGAAGAGCCGGAAGCGUCGCAAGAAGGGAAUGAUGAACCGAUCGUUCAAGAUCCGGGUGAUUGGGAGGAAGUAUUGAAGGAGGAACAGCAGCAGGACAACAGGAACCGGGAUAACGAGAAUGUAUCUUCUAAAGCGCCGAUCUACAUCGGUCAUAAAAUACCGGAAGAUUUUCUCAAACAAUCCAAACUCGUCGAAUCGACUGUUUCCGGCGGAUUUAAGGGUACGAUUGAGCCACUUUACCAGCAAAAUUUGGACGGUGGUGGGCUACCAGCAACACCGUCGGAAGUUUUUGAUGCUUUGCAUAUGUUUGGGCACAAAGCUUUCCGUCACGGUCAGGAACGGGCCGUUAUGCGUGUGCUGUGUGGAAUGUCUACACUUGUGACGCUCAGUACGGGCGCUGGUAAAUCACUCUGCUAUCAACUUCCGGCGUACCUGUACAGGCAAAAGCGCAACUGCAUAACGCUGGUAAUAUCUCCGCUCGUUUCGCUGAUGGAGGAUCAGGUGCAUGGAAUGCCGGAUUUCUUAAAUGCUCACUGUCUUCAUACUAAUCAGACGCCGAAGGUCCGCGAUCGUACGAUGCAAGCGAUAAGCGCUGGCGAAGUGGACAUUCUCCUAAUCUCACCGGAAGCGGUCGUAUCGGGCGAGAAAUCGACCGGCUUUGGAUCGUUGCUGCGUGAACUGCCUCCGAUAGCGUUUGCCUGUAUCGAUGAGGCUCACUGCGUGUCCCAGUGGAGUCACAACUUUCGUCCUAGCUAUCUGAUGAUUUGCAAGGUUUUAAAAGAAAAGUUAGGUGUAAAAACUAUUUUAGGUCUCACAGCGACAGCGACCGUCCAAACGAGACAAAGUAUCGUUUCGCAUCUGUCGAUUCCGGAUGGCCUACAGGGAAUCAUUAGCGAUAUUCCCCUGCCGGACAAUCUGUUGCUGACUGUUUCACGCGACGUAAACCGGGAUGCAGCACUGGUAAAUCUACUUCAAUCGGAACGAUUCAACGCUCUACAAUCAAUCAUCGUGUACUGUACACGACGGGACGAUUGCGAACGGGUGGCAUCGUUCAUACGGACCUGCUUCCAGGAUGCGGCACGUGCCGCCGCGGAAGCAAACGCGAACAAACGGAAAAGAUUAAACUACAUAGCGGAACCGUAUCACGCCGGUAUGCCCGCUUCCCGCCGACGCACUAUACAGAACGCGUUCAUGAGCGGCGAGCUACGCAUUGUGGUGGCCACGAUUGCGUUCGGUAUGGGUAUCAACAAGGCGGACAUUCGCGCCAUCAUUCACUACAACAUGCCGAAAAAUUUCGAAAGCUACGUACAGGAGGUGGGUCGCGCUGGCCGCGACGGACUGCUCUCCCACUGUCACCUAUUUCUCGACCAUAAGGGCAACGAUCGGAACGAGCUGCGGCGCUUUAUCUAUGCAAACUCGAUCGAUCGUCACGUGAUUCGAAAGCUGUUGCAAAAAAUCUUUGUACCGUGCGCUUGCACAAGGAUUCUCAAGAACAAAGACGUUGCGAAAGAGUUGCGUGAGGAACUAAAGGCAGUUAACGGUAUUGAUUGGGACGAUGAUUUUGAGGAAAUGUCGGCAAUCGAUGGGCCUACAAAGGCGGUUUCUACCGCACGGAAACGUUUGUGCCCGGGGCAUGAGAUAUGUUUUCCGAUCGAAGCCACCGUACAGCAGCUAGAUAUACCCGAGGAAAAUAUUGCGACCUUCCUUUGCUACCUGGAGCUGGAUGACCAGCGCUACAUACAGGCACUUAGCCCGGCCUACACAAUGUGCAAGGUAAUGUCGUAUGCAGGCGCACGGCCACUGCGACAAGCAGCGAAGGAAUGUCCACCACUGGCGAUGGCAUUUGCGCUCGACCUGAAGAGAGGUAUUUCGCACGCCACCUCGACUGCGAUAGAAUUUCCUGUGAUUGACGUAGCGUCCGCCAUUGGUUGGGACAGUGGUGUGGUAAAGUAUCAGUUAAAAAAUCUCGAAUGGACCACUGUUAAUAAUGCCCGCAAACGCUCACCACUAUCGGUGAUGUUUAGUGAGCUCGGGUUUCGGCUACGCGCUCCGGGUGACCUUACCGACGAAGAGCUGGAUCAGGCACUGGACGGGCUGUACGAACGCGUAACCCGCCAGGAACGUACUCAGCUGGCACAACUGCAGUACAUCUCCGAGGCAUUAGCUUCGGUAUGCUUCAACACCAUCGGUCCGGUGAGUCGUGUGGAUUGUCCCACCGGACCGUCGGACAAGUUGAAAACGAUCGUGCGGAAUUACUUUACGACGGAUAUUAGCAAAGAAAAUAUAGAAAUCGUACCAGAGCCUGACGAUACCACGGACGAGCAGUUGAUAGCGGACAUACGUACAACAAUAUGCCGCUAUCCAGAAAACAACUUUACCGGACGUGCGAUUGCAAGAUUGUUUCAUGGCGUGCAAAGUCCAAACUAUCCCGCAUUGCUUUGGUCGAGGUCAAAUUUUUGGCGUUCCUACAGCAAAACAGAUUUCAAUCGAAUAGUGCGCCUAGCAAAUGCAGAAAUUGUACGAAUGAGAACUUGA